AUGAUUAGUCUCUGCAAGGAGGUGCAGCGCCUUCUCGAGGCGGAGCCCCGCCACGGGUCGAUGACCUCCCCUUGCUACGUCUUCGGCGACCUCCACGGGAACUUCCGCGACCUUUUCUACUUCAUGGACAACCUCAUCUCCUUCCAGGACCUCCGCUACACCCCGCACAACUUCAUCUUCCUCGGUGACUACGUGGAUCGAGGGGAGUUUAGCGUCGAGGUGCUCGCGUACGUCUUCGCGAUGAAGGCGCUGGCGCCGCGAAAGGUGCUACUCCUCCGCGGCAACCACGAGGACACCCUCGUCAGCGGCGACGUCGGCGGCUAUGGCCGGACGAGCUUCCGCGCGCAAUGCCAUUCCCUCUUAGGCAACGCCUUGGGGGAGGAGCUGUGGGGGUGCGCGAGUGAGGCUUUCGCGCGACUUCCCCUCACCGCGACCCUGGACGGGCGGAUCUUCUGCACCCACGGGGGCAUUCCGCGGUAUGGCGGGGGGGAGGAUACGCGGCUGGCGGUCCUCCAGUCAGCGGAUUUUCCCCCGAUUCUGUCAUUCUUCGACGUCCCUGCCGGGGAGUCGCCGUGGCGGCGGCAGUGCCGGCAGGCCGGGAUGGACACCUGCUGGGCGGAUCCGGCCGAGGAGGAGGGCGGGCUCGACAAGUGGGGCUUCGGCGCGAGUCCGCGCGGUGCGGGGGUCCUCCUCUUCGGCAGCCAAGCCGUCGACGACUUUCUCGACCACUUCAACUUCGAGCUCAUCUUCCGCGCGCACCAGGAGAAGAGCGAUGGGCUCAAGCUCAGCAAGAGCGCGCGUGUCUUCACGAUCUUCAGCACAAGCGCGUACGUCGGGCACCAAAACGGCGCGGGCGUCGUUCUCGUCGCGGAUAAUAAGAUACGGCUUAUCGUGAAGUCCGCCGACACCUGCAACGGGGAGUACGUCUACGAGGACGCGAAUUUGCGCGUGGAGGCGUUAAAAGCAAAGGAUGAGGAUGGGGACGGUUGA
Phytomonas sp. EM1 is the source of this 990-nucleotide messenger RNA. The record is from the annotation of a GenBank genome assembly. Lineage: Eukaryota; Euglenozoa; Kinetoplastea; Trypanosomatida; Trypanosomatidae.